AUGGAUAUUAUUGAUAGGCCACUCAGUGAAAUCAUCAAGGAGCAGAAGAUCGGUGAGAGUCUCCGCAAGAAUCGCCGUGCUGGACGCAACAAUAAUAAUAAUAAUAAUAAUAAUAAUAAUAAUAAUAAUAAUAAUAACAAUGGCCGUGGAGCUCAGAGCGGCGGACCAUCGCGAAAUGGACGCGGGCGCAGUGGACGCGGGGGCCGCGGGGGCGCACAAGAUCAGGGACGCCGCCGGCUGCGCAUGCGGCCCAAUAAUAACAACGGCCCCUUCCGCCGCUUUGGACUCAUCAGCCGCCGGCCCAAUAAUAACAACGGCAGCCGGAGUGCAAUCAACAAAAACAACGGCGGCCCCAGUCGUCGCCGCUACGCGAUGGACAUCAUCGACGACAGACGCGAUCGCUCCGUGAAGAGUCUUCGCGCGCAGCGCCGCGGCCCAACGGCGUUUGAGCGCAACGACCGCCUCCGCUCAUCACGCCGCCGGGAUGCGAUUGCACGGGCCCGCUCUCGCUUCUCGCGCGAUUAG
This is a messenger RNA of Trypanosoma theileri, 525 nucleotides long. RefSeq lists its product as uncharacterized. Bases 1 to 525 code for a protein of 174 amino acids. The transcript has a single exon. The record is from RefSeq and is a predicted model, not a curated record. Lineage: Eukaryota; Euglenozoa; Kinetoplastea; Trypanosomatida; Trypanosomatidae.